Messenger RNA from Humulus lupulus (European hop), 1368 nucleotides. RefSeq names its product octanoyltransferase LIP2, mitochondrial. Gene Ontology annotation, biological process: protein lipoylation. The coding region runs from base 373 to 1080 and encodes 235 amino acids. Gene Ontology annotation, cellular component: mitochondrion. Lineage: Eukaryota; Viridiplantae; Streptophyta; Magnoliopsida; Rosales; Cannabaceae. Gene Ontology annotation, molecular function: lipoyl(octanoyl) transferase activity. The record is from RefSeq and is a predicted model, not a curated record. The transcript has 2 exons.
AUCAAACAUGGUACGGUUUAUAUCUUUAUCGAGAUCUGUUAGACUGAGAAAGACAUAAAAGAUAUUAUGCAAUCUUCAAUGAGAUUCAUUUAAUUUGAUUUUGCUUUGGUAAUGGUGAUGGUGAUGGUAAUGAUUGGUAUAUAAAGCAAUAAUCUUUGGAAGACCAGAAAACAAAGUUAAAUUUCGAUUACGUGGUUUCAAGCUUCUAUUAAUAAAAUACUACAAAAGAGAGAAGUGGAGGGUGACGACGUCGUUUUUGAGGUGUCUAGAUCUUCCUGUCUAUGUUAGCGAGCGCCUGGUCUUUCGUCUCUUGUCUGCCACUCUUACGAUAUCUGCAAAAUCGUAUCUGAGCUAAUACGGGUCAUUUAGGGAAUGAGAGGUCCUCGAAACCUUGAGGUAUGGAAGAUGGGCAUUGUCAACUAUUUGGAAGCUCAUAAACUGCAGGAAAAACUGGUAAGUGCUAGGAAAGUUAAUAAGAUCCCAGAUACACUUUUGUCCUUGCAACAUCCACCUACAUACACCCUCGGCAAACGGAGGACUGACCACAAUCUACUAAUCCCGGAAUCCGAUUUAAAAAGUAUAGGAGCUGAACUAUGUUAUACACUGAGGGGAGGAGAUAUAACAUUUCAUGGUCCACAUCAAGCAAUCUUAUAUCCAAUUAUUUCGCUUCGGGGUAUUGGACUUGGUGCUCGGAGUUAUGUGGAGAAACUUGAGUCAACCAUGAUUGAAUUGGCAUCUCUGUAUGGUGUCAAAGCUCAACCUGGAGAAGCAGGCGAAACAGGAGUUUGGGUUGGAGAGAGAAAAAUUGGUGCGAUUGGCGUUAGAAUUUCAUAUGCAGUCACCUCUCAUGGGCUGGCAUUUAAUAUUGAUCCAGAUUUGAACUAUUUCAAGCACAUUGUGCCAUGUGGGAUUGCAAAUAAAGGAGUUACAUCAUUGAGAAAGGAGACAAAUAUGGUGCUUCCUGCAGAAGAAAUAAUUCAGGAGCAGUUGAUCUCUUGUUUCGCAAGACGAUUUGGCUAUACCGACAUUUCUUGGAAGGAGAACGCUUCUGCAUUGUCUGCUGAUUGCGAAAUCGAAUGAGAUAUGUACUCUUUGUUUAGUUUAUUUGUUGUGAUAGCUGAAAUGAAAUCCAGUUUGGAAAAUACUAGUGAUUUGUGUGAGAAAAUUUUGCUGUGUAACAUGUAGCUCCAUAUCUAGGGAUUACAUAAGGUUAGAUUUAGUGUCUUUCCAAGUUUGCAAGCUUGAGAAUUUUGACUUGUAAUUAGGAAAGCCUUGGGUCCAACCUAAUGGAUCUUAUUGACUUCAGUUCCAUAUGUUUGUUUCUUUAAUAGAAUAACAUCUAGUCUCCAAGCACAUUUGACAGCAAAA